Molecule: messenger RNA, 1260 nt
Organism: Caenorhabditis bovis
Lineage: Eukaryota; Metazoa; Nematoda; Chromadorea; Rhabditida; Rhabditidae
Source: the annotation of a GenBank genome assembly
AUGGAGUUGCGCGAGGUUGAUCCAGCGAGUAUCAUCGCCGAGUGUAAGGAUCGUUUUGACAAGAUCAUGAAUCCGUAUCAUUGUAUUCGAGUUUUGGCUGCGGUUGAAGGCCUCGAAACAAGCGGGGUUUCGAAAUGCUCGUUAUCGUCCAUGCUCCCUGGCUAUCGACAUAUCAUGAACUUUACGUCAGGAUGUGAUUUUGUAGAGCUUACUUAUCUUCAAUACGGCGUCCCUCCACUAAUGUUGCUUUGCUUUGUUGGAAACAUGCUUAAUCUUUUGAUCUAUGGUCUACCAUACUUUGACGGCUCGAGCUCUGUUCAUUUUUUAAGAGCCAAGGCUGUGUUCAAUAUCAUCUUCAUGUUCUCCAGAAUAUUGGAAGUCCUUCAUGCUUCCAGCCUCGCUCCUCUAUCCUGGCUGGAACCACUUUUCUGGAAAUCCCGUCCUUACAUGAUGAUGAUUUCCAAUAUCAGUGGAACAAUGUCGACAUGGUUAACCUUGAUGGUUACUGUUGAAACUGUAAUGUGCAUUAUGAUGCCAUUUGUCUUCAGAAAGUAUUGCACUAAAAGACUAACAUGGAUAUUUUUGAUAACCUCGUUGAUAAUUGCGUCAGCAUUGCAUACGACAAUUCUCUGGGUGACCGACGUCGAGGAGCACGUGAAAGUAAAAACCUAUGUGCCGAAUUUCAAAUUGGAGAACACUUCGUGCUGGUUCUUGCAGUCGGUGUUUCGUGUUCGCAAUAAUCCGCAAUUUGAAAUUUGGCGCAGAUUCUACACAACUAUCACUAUGGCUGUUUCCAUAGUGAUUCCAACUGUUGCCAUGCUUGUUUGCUCUAUUUUGAUCACAAAGCAUUACAGCUUGAAGGAUCUUGGAGAGGCAUUCUCACAGCGCAGACGAUGUGUUAUUCGAAUGACAGUAGCCACCACAAUAAGUCAUUUGCUUCUUGAAGGACCUGCCACUUUAACCCACGCGGCAAGCGCAAUAAAAGGGGAAGAUUAUAGCUAUUUAAUGUGCUUGAUGAAUCAUGGAAACAAUUUCUUGUCACUUUUCAAUGCCACAAUUCCGUUUUUUGUUUUUCUUAUUUAUAACCAACAAUUUCGACACAUGACUAUAAUGUAUAUUAAGGCAAUAGCUCAAAAGGAUCAAGCAAAGAGGAAAUCAUAUUUCUCGCAGGCGGGAAUGCGGUGUGGUCGAAUGUCUCGAAUCGAAACAGACUGCUCAUUCGCUGAAACUCGUCUUGUUUCAAGACGCUCAAACGUAUAA